Molecule: messenger RNA, 3094 nt
Organism: Oncorhynchus gorbuscha (pink salmon)
Lineage: Eukaryota; Metazoa; Chordata; Actinopteri; Salmoniformes; Salmonidae
Product: sphingomyelin synthase-related protein 1-like
Exons: 6
Coding region: 216-1451 (411 amino acids)
Biological process (GO): ceramide biosynthetic process
Cellular component (GO): endoplasmic reticulum membrane; Golgi membrane
Molecular function (GO): protein binding; sphingomyelin synthase activity; ceramide cholinephosphotransferase activity
Source: RefSeq, a predicted model, not a curated record
CGACGCUCGACUCAGUGCGGAGAAAACUACCUGGUGCUCGGCUCCUUCCAGUGUUGUCAAACCGCAAAGCGGACGAAAUGAUUUCGCUUCAAUCGUCUUUAUCACACUAAACGUAAAUAUAGUUUCGUCAGACUCACGCGAGAUGCCGUAUAGUCAUUUUUUACUCUCCGCGGCAGCUCAUUAAAAGUCGAGUCUGAAUUCCGAGUGAAGGGGAGAUGUCUAGUAGUACCCAGCUGAGCAUCCAGCAUUGGACCACCAAGCACGUAGCCAAGUGGCUGAAGGACGAGGGCUUCUGCCACUAUGUAGACCUGCUGUGCAACAAGCACCGCCUGGAUGGCAUGUCUUUACUCACCCUGAGUGAAUACGACCUCCGCUCUCCCCCUCUGGAACUCAAGGUGCUGGGGGACAUCAAGAGGCUGAUGGUGUCCCUCCGCAAGCUGCAGAAACACAACCUGGACAUCCUGGAGGAGCUGGGGGUCCCGUUCGACGGACACUCGCCUCAGGGUGGGGACUGGCACUGCAACGGAGACUCCAGCAGAGAGUGCGAUAACUCUAACACGGACACGGCACCGGUUGGAGAGCAGUAUCUUCAGUAUAGGAAUGGGAAGUACAAGCACGGAGGGAGCGGGAGGCUGGACCCUGAGUACUGGAAGACGGCGCUUAGUGCCAUCUAUGUGGUGUUUGUGUUCGGAUUUACCUCUUUCGUUAUGGUGAUUGUGCACGAGAGGGUGCCGGACAUGCGCACUUACCCGCCCUUGCCAGACAUUUUCUUAGACAGUGUACCUAGAAUACCAUGGGCCUUUGCCAUGGCAGAGGCAUGUGGAGUCAUCCUGUGUAAUAUCUGGCUGCUUGUUCUGCUGCUGCACAAACACAGGUCCAUUCUACUGCGGCGGCAGUGCAGCCUCAUGGGGACCGUGUUCAUGCUGCGUUGCGUCACCAUGUUUGUGACCUCCCUGUCAGUGCCAGGGCAGCACCUGCAGUGCUCAGGAAAGGUGUAUGGUGAUAUGUGGGCCAAACUGCAUCGAGCUCUGGUCAUAUGGAGUGGAUUUGGAAUGUCCCUCACAGGGGUCCAUACGUGUGGGGACUACAUGUUCAGCGGUCACACGGUGGUCAUCACCAUGCUCAACUUCUUUGUGACAGAAUACACCCCGCGGGACUGGAACUUCAUCCACACCUUGUCCUGGGUCCUGAACUUGUUUGGCAUCUUCUUUAUCCUGGCGGCCCAUGAACACUAUUCCAUCGACGUCUUCAUCGCCUUCUACAUCACAACCAGGCUGUUCCUGUACUACCACACUCUGGCUAACACCAGGGCCUACCAGCAGAGUCGCAGGGCUCGCAUCUGGUUCCCCAUGUUCUCCUUCUUCGAAUGCAACGUCAACGGCCCCGUGCCCAACGAGUACGGCUGGCCCUUCUCUAAACCCGCCAUGAUCCGGAGCAUGAUUUGGUACUAGGCGGUAGCGUACGCUGGUCCGCGAUGCAGCCACGACGACGUUGAUCUCAUCUAACACACUAACGCUGUUUACUCUGAGCCCCGUCAUUCUAUUUUGCUGCUGUGCUGCCUUCAAGGAGUUGCCAACUGUGGUUGUGUGAUAUUGACUUUAUAUUCCAAUAGCUGCAGAGACUGUAAACUGAGAUGGCUUUGUAGGAUCCUAUCGGUGCCACAGUGAGACCGGGUACGGGGAGACUUGAUUACUCCUCUUCGGUGACUUAGUGGUUGGCUGGCGUUUGUCCCACCGCAUGCCUGUUGAAAGGGAUUAAACUAAGUAUGUGUCCAAAAUGACACCCUACUAAUUUUAUAGUGCACUACUUUAGAUCAGGGCUCUAUGGCCUCUCGUCAAAAAUAAUGAACUACAUGGGGAAUAGGGUGCCAUUUAGGACGAAUACUAAAGACUAAUCCUCUCCACUUCCUCUCAUUUGAAAAGGGAUUGAGAUUUUUGAAGGUAAUUCCCACACCUUUUGCCAUGAUCAAUAACCAGGUUACAGAUGUGAUAUAAGUGCUUUCUUUAGUCAACUCCUCGUCUCUUGUUAUGCCUUACUGUUUAUGGCAUGACAGCGAACUCGACAGAGUGGGCUACAGCACAAACUGACCUGCUACUGCCAGGCUAGCAUUUCCCCCGCUCUUGGCGGCUCUUAACUUGUAGUCUUGAGUGAAUGUCGAAGGUAAUAGCAAGCUAGAGGUUUGGGGGGGGGGGGGGGGAGAAACAUGAAAGCAGAAUUCUCAGGCAGCCUAUUGUAACCAAAAAAAUGUUUAUUUUUUAAGUCCAAUAGAAUUUGUUAAUGUAAAGUUCAACAGUAUUAUAGUAAAAAAAACACACAAAAAAAACAUCUCUUGUGUUCAUUUAGAUGUCCUGAGAAAUUAGGGUAUAUUAUUGUGGUGUUCAUCUGGACUUUGGCUCUAAUACAAUUAUGGCCCACCUUUUUUUUAAAGCAAUUUUCAAAAUGUCACAGAUACUGUUCCUGAAUUUCUGUGUAACAAUAUCGAAGUUCCAGAUGUUGUUACUUGUUUAUCUUUAUUACUUUAGGUAGUGUGAAAAGCUUCUGCAUUCCUUCAGACACUACUGUGGGGUUUGGCUGCACUACUGUAUUAUUAAAUUCGUCAUGUUGACAUGAACUACACUACAUGACCAAAAGUAUGUGGACACCCACUUGUCGAACAACUCAUUCCAAAAUCAUGGGUGUUAAUAUGGAGUUGGUCCCUGCCCCUUUGCUGCCAUAACAGCCUCGAUUCUUCUCGGAAGGCUUUCCGCUAGAUGUAGGAACAUUGCUGCUGGGACUUACUUCCAUUCAGCCACAAGCAUUAGAGGUCGGGCAUUGAUGUUAAGCAAUUAAGCUGGGCUUGCCAUUGGUGUUUCAGUUCAUCCCAAAGCUGUUCGAUGGGGUUGAGGUCAGGGCUCUGUGUAGGCCAGUCGAGAUCUUCCACACCGAUCUCGACAAACCAAUUCUAUAUGGACGUCACUUUGUGGACCGGGGGGGCAGUGUCAUGCUGAAACAGGAAAGGGCCUUCCACAAACUGUUGCCACAAAGUUGGAAGAACAGAAUUGUGUCGUAUGUCAUUGUAUGCUGUAACGUUAAGAUUUCCCUUCACUGGAACUAA